This is a messenger RNA of Neopsephotus bourkii (Bourke's parrot), 1089 nucleotides long. RefSeq names its product adipogenin (gene ADIG). The record is from RefSeq and is a predicted model, not a curated record. NCBI's taxonomy places the organism in Eukaryota, Metazoa, Chordata, Aves, Psittaciformes, Psittacidae. The transcript is spliced from 3 exons. Gene Ontology annotation, biological process: fat cell differentiation. The coding region runs from base 129 to 806 and encodes 225 amino acids.
CUUUUUGCUAACCAUGCAGAGUAUAUCAGCUGUCUGCUUGUGAUUAACACAGUGAUGCAAUGAGAGUUAUUAAAAGAUAAAGCGGAGCAGGCAAGCUAGUCUAAACUUAGUGUAACCUGAAGCAAGCAAUGAAGUAUCCUGUGGUUCCUUUGGUGAAUGAGCUGACCUUUCCUCUGCUUUUCUUCUGGUUUUGUUUGCCAUUUGUAAUGCUGUUGAUCCUAACGAUUAUCUGGCUACAGCUUCUCCUUAAUGAAGCACAGAUGCCCAGUGCAGAAGAAGUAAACAAACAGUCUUCUGAUGAGCCUGAUUCUGAUUCUAAAUUUGAGGUUGAAACAACAGAGGAAGAAAACCAGAAUGACACAUCUAGUAUAGAAAUGGAAGAGGAGGUGCAAUCAUCUGCAGGAAAGUUGAGGCCUAAGCCAGCUUAUCUGAGUUCAAAUCCGAAAAGCCAAAAGCCAAGUCUUUUUGCUAUAAUCUCAGGCAGCUGGUUUUGGAGCCAGAAGAUAAGAUAUUCCUGUAUUGAGAAGAGCAAUUUCUGUAACACCAUGAUGCUAUUGUGUACCAUGCUUUCUUCUCUCACCUGGAACUUUCUCUGCCAGUUGCUACAGAUCUCUAACGUCCUGAGGAUUCAAGUGCUGCCAUCCUCUCUGGUUACCUACAUGGCUCAGCUGUUUGUUUUGCUGAGUCAAAGACUUGUGAAACCCCUGGGCUCCCUGAGGCUGAAGAGCAGGGGGUUGUUGGCUUCAGUCUUGGGGAGGAAACUGGAGCACAGUGAUGGUCAGAGAACCAACUCUGCACAGUACUGACUGACUAAAUAUUAAAUGGGUGACAGCAUCCAGCCUCUUGUGCAGUGCUUGGGUGUGUGCUCUGCUCCCCUCCCACUUCACAGAAGGACGAGUUCCUCCUUUGUAAGGACUGGUAAUGCUCUCAGCACUACUAACCUUCCAUUUCAAACAAGAUCAAGGCAAGCAUUCUCACUAGCUGUUCUUACCCAAGCUUACAUGCAGUACAGCUCAGUGAUUACUCAUGCUGUACUUCACAUUUUUCUGAUCUCCAACUUGUCAGUUCUCAAACUAGGAAACAAAGUUU